Penicillium egyptiacum is the source of this 984-nucleotide messenger RNA. NCBI's taxonomy places the organism in Eukaryota, Fungi, Ascomycota, Eurotiomycetes, Eurotiales, Aspergillaceae. The record is from the annotation of a GenBank genome assembly.
AUGUAUGGCUUCGUGACUGUUGCCAUUGGCGUAGGGACAUCGGGCGGACCACUUGUGGCUGGGGUUCUGUUCGAUGUAGGCGGGUAUUGGGUGGCAUGGUCGAGUGUGCUUUUCGUUAUUGUGUUUGAUGUGAUUCUGCGAUGUCUGAUGCUGGAGCGGUCGCGGGAAACUAGCGAACCUGUUCGCACGGAUCGGGACGGGCAGGAUCCAGAGAGGGAGACACUUUUGCCACCAUCAACUGAUCCAGAACCACAGGUAAGCAGUCAAGCUCUAUCGGAAAAAACGGGUAUACAAUUCUAUCUAUGCCUGUGUGGCAACGGUCGCUUCGUUGGCGGGGUAGUUAGUUAUUUCUGCUACGCCAUUCUAACCGCCAGCUUCGACACGACCCUUCCUCUCCAUGUGCGCGAUGCCUUUCAUUGGGGAAGCCUCCCCGCUGGUUUGUUAUUUGCCGCUCUCCAGGGCCCCGCGGUGUUCUUUAGUGUUCCUGUGGGCUGGCUGAAGGAUCGGGUGGGGACUCGAUACCCGACCACGAUCGGGUUUGCCCUUCUGGUACCUUUAAUGUGGCUGAUCGGUGUGCCUGGGGACGAACGGUUUCCCUGGGCUUGUGAAGAGAAGAUUGGUUCGAUCAUAUACAGCGUAGCUGUCACAUGUAUCGGGAUUGUGAUAUGCUUGCUCAACGGGGUGGGUAUGAUGGAAGCCACUCAAGCGGUUGAUGAGAUCGAAGGAGAGAGCGCCGGAAUCUUUGGUCCGAAUGGCGGGUAUUCGAGGGCGAUAUCAGUGUCUAGUAUCAGUUGGACACUGGGGAUGUUUAUUGGGCCGAUUAUCUCCGGAUAUGGUACGGAAAAAAUCGGAUACUAUGGAAUGAAUUGUGUGUUGGCGGGGAUAUGCGGCCUAUGUUCCUUCACCGCCUUCUGGAAUUUAAAGUCAUCUGUGCCCCAACGGCCGAGUCAGAAGCAGACGUCUUCUGGUGGAGUUUCGAAAUAA